Eufriesea mexicana is the source of this 1626-nucleotide messenger RNA. It is a transcript of the gene mst, whose product is annotated as misato mitochondrial distribution and morphology regulator. The record is from RefSeq and is a predicted model, not a curated record. The coding region runs from base 1 to 1626 and encodes 541 amino acids. Gene Ontology annotation, biological process: mitochondrion organization. The transcript is spliced from 5 exons. NCBI's taxonomy places the organism in Eukaryota, Metazoa, Arthropoda, Insecta, Hymenoptera, Apidae. Gene Ontology annotation, cellular component: cytoplasm; mitochondrion.
AUGACAUCUCGAGAGAUAUUAACUAUUCAGUUUGGUCAUUAUUCCAAUUUUAUUGGUACUCAUUGGUGGAAUUUACAGGAAUCUAAUUUCUCUUAUGAUCCUGAUAAUCCAUCUGAGCUAAAUCAUGAUGUUUUAUACAAAGAGGGUGAAAAUUUAAGGAAACAAGUUACUUUUACUCCUAGACUGUUGAUUGUAGACUUGAAAGGAGCAUUUGGAUAUUUGAAAGAAGAAGGAACAUUGUAUAAUGUUAGUCAGUCACAAAAAGCUCCUCAAUCCUUAUGGGAUAACACAAAAGUGGAAAUUUUGAAAGAAGAUGCAAUCGAUAAACCUCCAUUUAUCAAGAGUUUGGAUGAAUCUUCUGAAAUUUUAGAUUCAGCAUCAGCAUCGUAUGAUAUAGAAAAUAAUAUUAAUUCAUGGGUGGAUUAUCUAUUACCUAGGUUUCACCCUAGAACAUCAAAUAUCAUUAAACAAUAUAAACAUGGUUGUGCAACAAAUCCAUUUGAUGUUUUUACGUAUGGAAGAAAUUUAUGGAAUACAGAACAAUUCUCAGAUGACUUUUCUGAAAGGAUAAGAGUAUACGUUGAAGAGUGUGAUUUGAUGCAAGGUUUUCAGAUAAUUCUAGAUUCUGUGGAUGGAUUUGCUGGAAUUGGCACAUCGUGUAUGCAACACUUAAGAGAUGAAUAUGGAAAAAGUAUUUUGUCAUUUCCAUGUAUGGACAGUAAAAAAUCAGAACCUUCUACAUCCAAUCUGAUUAAAGCACUUAAUACGGCUUUAUGUUGGCAAAGUGUAGAAGAAUAUGCUUCAUUAUUUAGUCCGCUUUGUUGUGGACAAACAGUUUGGCCUCAAAUCGGGGAUCCGCGUAUAUUUGAUCAUUUGACAUAUAAUUCUGAAUUGAAGUAUCAUAGUAGUGCAAUUUUAGCAACUGCUUUAGAUACAUUAACCAUUAGAUACAGACGAAAGGAAUAUCCAAAUGUACUUUUAUCUGAUUUAUGCGCGGAUCUUAAUAAACUGGGUCGAAAAGCUGUCGUAACGAGCUUAACUUUACCAUUUCCAAUGACCGCAAAAACAGAUUUAAUUGACGUACUUGACGAUUUUGAAGGAACACUGUGGACAAGUUUAACACCAAAUUGUGAUGUACCAAUGGAUAAAAGUAUGCAAAGCAUAGUAUUACGCGGAAUUUCUGAGGAAAGGUUAAAACGACCUAUUUCCCAUGCAAUGAAACAAAUGUCAAAACCAGCAUAUAAGUGUUCUACUGUACACGAAAUGAUGAUGCUCUAUUUAUCAUGUACUUGUCAUGCAUCAGCAACUUAUUUAUCGAAUAUCUCAUCACCAUUGAAAAUCAGACCUCCAUAUCCAACAAUUUUCAAUAAUAAUAUUUGCGAAAAUGGGGACGUUAUUGGGUGGCCUGUAGGAACAGAUGUUAAAUCUGUUCCUGUCAUGGCUGGUUUACACAGUGGCAGCAGUUUGAGUGCGAUGUAUGAAUCUUUACACAGUCAGUUGAACAGAAUAAGGAGUAUAAAAAAGUUCCAUGCAUUCACAGAUUCUGGUUUAGAAGAAGAUGAGUUUAAAGAAUGCCUUAGCCAUUUACUCGAUUGUAAAGAAAAUUAUGAAGAUCGUUACAUCUGA